Molecule: messenger RNA, 393 nt
Organism: Cryptococcus wingfieldii CBS 7118
Lineage: Eukaryota; Fungi; Basidiomycota; Tremellomycetes; Tremellales; Cryptococcaceae
Product: ubiquinol-cytochrome c reductase subunit 6
Exons: 4
Coding region: 1-393 (130 amino acids)
Biological process (GO): mitochondrial electron transport, ubiquinol to cytochrome c
Source: RefSeq, a predicted model, not a curated record
AUGGCCCUCGACACCGCCCCCAACACCGCCCCCGUCGAGCAACAAGAGUCUGCCGGCUUCUUCGGCUCCCUCGUCAACUACUUUGUCCCCACCGCCCACGCCGACGACUCUGAAGAAGAGGAGGAGGAGGCUCCUGCCGCCGAGGAAGAGCCCGCCGAGGAGGAGGAAGAGGAAGAGGAGGAGGAGGAAGAGCCCGAGGACCUUGCUCCCGCUAUCCGUGAGGAAUGCGCCGAGAAGCAAUGCGGCGAGCACGUCCACCACUUCAAGCACUGUACCGAGAAGGUUGAGGCCGGCGAGGGAUUCCCGGGAGAGGACUGUGUGGAGGAGUUUUUCCACGUUUUGCAUUGUGUCGACGGUUGCGCCGCCCCCAAGAUCUUCAAGAAGCUCGUAUAG